Messenger RNA from Priceomyces carsonii, 1125 nucleotides. RefSeq lists its product as uncharacterized. Gene Ontology annotation, biological process: intracellular signal transduction; protein phosphorylation. The record is from RefSeq and is a predicted model, not a curated record. Bases 1 to 1125 code for a protein of 374 amino acids. Gene Ontology annotation, cellular component: cytoplasm. NCBI's taxonomy places the organism in Eukaryota, Fungi, Ascomycota, Pichiomycetes, Serinales, Debaryomycetaceae. Gene Ontology annotation, molecular function: ATP binding; protein serine/threonine kinase activity. The transcript has a single exon.
AUGAACUGUUCUACGGAUUUGAGAGCACUCAUGGCAACUUCAUCAGAAUCAGAUAAAUCAGCUCAUGAUGACAUAGAAGGUGCAGAUGGAAAUUUCAAGCUGGAAUAUCCUGUAGUUGGAAAAGACUAUGUUAAAUUAUCCUCCAAACCGUUACAUGAAGGCGCUGAUGGAAUCGUGCUUAAGGGUUCGAAUAAGGAAAGAACAAAAAAUAUUGUGAUUAAGAUUGUUAAAAGGCGUACUUUUCAGAAUGAUUCGGAGUAUACUGAAAGUGUGACUCGAGAAUAUGAUAAUAUCAAGAGAUGUUCAAAUAUGAAUAUAAUUAAAGCGAUUGAUGUGGCAAUUGAUCCUACUUCUGGAAAUUUGGCAUUAAUUACUUUAUAUUAUCCCAAGGGAGAUUUACUAGGUUAUCUCAGUGCAAUAAGACGCAAGAAAAUUGAAAUACUGUCCGAAUCAAAGGACUUCAUAUUCAAGCAGAUAGUGAAAGGCGUUGAUUAUAUACAUCAACACGGAAUUGUUCACCGUGAUUUGAAACCAGAGAAUUUCUUAAUAGAUAUAGACGGUAAAAUUAAGAUAGCAGACUUCGGUUACAGUUUAAGAAUUGAUAUUGAUGCAAAAGAGAUAUGUGAUUACUUUACGAGAAAUAAGACUCAAGUAUGCUGUGGAACGAUCAGCUUCAAGGCCCCUGAACUCUUUCGAGUCGACGCAGAAAUUAAGGAAAAUCCAAACGCCAUCUUGAAGUAUAUUCCCGAGCUUGACUUUAUAUCUGUUGACAAUUGGGCAUUGGGUAUUAUAUACUUUCACAUAUAUUUGAUGCGAACACCGUGGGCUAAUGCAGAUAGCGAUGACCUCAAACAUAAAAGCUUUUCAGCAUUCAAAGAACUGUAUCCAACUAGUCAGCACCAAAUUGAUGAUCUUAGCAAACAAUUGGAUGAUCAGAACCUAAAUGUGGCUACUAAUCCAUCAUUAGAUUUGUUCAAAAAAAUUCAUUAUGAUGCAAGACCCUUAAUCUUUGGCCUAUUAAAUCCAAACUUCAAAGAAAGGUUGGAUACGAAGACCUUACUUGAGUCAAAUUGGUUAAAUCAACUAUACGCAGAUUCAAAAGAAUUUGCGAAUUUAAUAAAAUGA